This is a messenger RNA of Malaclemys terrapin pileata, 4586 nucleotides long. Its product is annotated as calcium-activated chloride channel regulator 1-like. Bases 1 to 2808 code for a protein of 935 amino acids. Gene Ontology annotation, molecular function: intracellularly calcium-gated chloride channel activity. Gene Ontology annotation, biological process: chloride transport. The record is from RefSeq and is a predicted model, not a curated record. NCBI's taxonomy places the organism in Eukaryota, Metazoa, Chordata, Testudines, Emydidae. The transcript has 14 exons.
AUGAGGGUAUUCAAGAGCUUGGUUCUUUUAUUUCUGCUACUUGUAGUGAGAGGUUCUAUGGUUCAGCUGAAAAAUGGUGGCUAUGAAGAUAUUGUUAUUGCAAUUAACCCUGAGUUAUCAGAAGAUCACAAUAUCAUAAGAAACAUACAGGACAUGGUCAAAGAGGCUUCUACUUACUUGUUCAAUGCUACAAAACAGAGAUUUUUUUUCAAGGCUGUAAAAAUUAUAAUUCCUCUGCAUUGGCUGCCAAAACCUGAGUAUUUAAGUGUGAAAACAGAGUCAUAUGAUAAGGCAGAUGUUAUCGUGGCUAAUCCUUACUUGAAGUACGGAGAUGAUCCCUACACGCUGCAAUAUGGAGGAUGUGGGGAAAAGGGACGAUACAUUCAUUUCACUCCUGAUUUCCUGUUAAAUGACAAUUUGUAUAACAUCUAUGGAUCACGAGCCAAAGUUUUUGUCCAUGAAUGGGCUCAUCUUCGUUGGGGGGUGUUUGAUGAAUACAAUAAUGAUGCACCUUUCUAUGUGUCUGUAAAUUCUGGAAAAGCAAGUGUUGAAGCAACAAGGUGUUCAGCUGAUAUCACUGGGAAAUACAUAGUCCAAAGCUGCACGGGAAACAGCUGCACGACAAGAGAAUGCAAAUCUGAUGAACAGACAAAGCUGUAUGAAGCUGGAUGUAAAUUUGUACCAGAAAAAACACAAAAUGCCCCAGCAUCUAUAAUGUAUAUGCAGAGCCUCCCUUCUGUGGUUGAAUUCUGUGAUCAAAGUACUCAUAAUGAAAAGGCUACAAAUCUGCAGAACAAAAUGUGUAACUACCACAGCACCUGGGAAGUAAUUAUGAACUCUCCUGACUUCAGUAACACCUCUCCAAUAAAUAGCGCAAGUCCUCCGUUUGAGACCUCCUUCUCAUUGCUGCAGACCAAAGACAGAGCAGUCUGUCUGGUACUUGAUGUUUCUGGGAGCAUGGCUGGGAAUAACCGCAUUAAACGUCUCAGACAAGCUGCAGAGAUAUUCCUGCUACAGAUUAUUGAAACGGGUUCCUGGGUUGGAAUUGUCACAUUCCAUUCUACAGCACAAAUUGAAACUUAUCUACAACAAAUAAUCAAUGAGAAUGUACGCCAGGAUCUUACCAAAUACCUGCCUAUAUCAGCUGGUGGAGGAACUAACAUCUGCGCAGGAGUACGCAAAGGAUUUGAGGUGAUUAAACAAAAGUACUCUAAUCUCUAUGGUUCUGAAAUUGUACUGCUGACAGAUGGAGAGGAUGGGGGUAUGAGCAGUUGCCUUACGGAGGUGAAAAACAGUGGCUCGAUCAUUCACACCAUUGCCUUGGGACCAAAUGCUGCUCCAGAACUAGAACAAUUUUCAAAUAUGACGGGAGGCUUAAGGUUUUAUGCCACAGAUACAGUCGACUCCAAUAGCCUUAUUGAUGCAUUCAGUGGAAUUUCAUCAGGAAGUGGAAAUAUUUCUGAACAGUCUAUUCAGCUUGAAAGUACAGCUCAGAGUGUCGCAGUCAAGCAGUGGAUGAAUGGUACAGUGACUGUAGAUAGCACUGUAGGAAAUGACACCUUCUUUGUAGUUACAUGGGAUCGAAGCACAUCUUCACCAGACAUUUUACUGAGGGACCCCAAAGGAAAAGAAUAUAGAACGUCAAACUUCACAGUUAGUGAUCUAAACCUCCGAACAGCUCGACUGAAUAUAGCAGGCACUGCAGAGGUGGGGGAUUGGUAUUAUUGGAUUCAAAAUAAGCACACAGAGUCUCAAGUCAUAUCCAUGAUAGUAACCUCUCGAGCCGCAUCUUUGGCUGUGCCUCCAGUGACUGUGAAAGCCCUCAUGAAUAAGGAUACAAACAGCUUCCCUAAUCCAAUGGUGAUUUAUGCAGAAGUUAGUCAAGGAUUUUUGCCUGUUCUUGGUGCAACCGUGAUGGCCACUGUUGAACCACAGACUGGAUCUGCAGUGGAGCUCAAACUCCUUGAUGAUGGUUCAGGUGCUGAUAUUACCAAGAAUGAUGGAAUCUAUUCAAAGUACUUUACAUCUUUCAGAGGAAAUGGUAGAUACAACUUAAAAGUGCGUGUCCAAGGGAAAGAUAAGACUGUCAGACUUCGCCGCAGGCAGAGUCGAGCCUUGUAUGUUCCAGGCUACAUAGAAAAUGGUGAAAUUAAAAUGAAUGCACCGAGACCUGAACCUAGUGAUGAUGAAAUUCAAGCAAAGCUAGGAAGUUUCAAUAGAGUUGCCUCAGGAGGUUCUUUUGUAAUGGAAAAUGUUCCUUCAGGAGGAACUACUGAUGUGUUCCCACCCUGUAAAAUUAUUGACCUUGAGGCUCAGUAUGAAGAAGAUAAAAUUCACUUGUCUUGGACAGCUCCCGGGAAUGACUUUGAUGUGGGACAAGCUGACAAAUACAUAAUAAAAAUGAGUGAAAGUCUUCUGGCCCUGAGAAACACCUUUGAGGAUGCUACUUCCGUGAAUACUUCUAGUCUGGUACCUAAACCUGCCGGCACCAAAGAAUCAUUUCAGUUUAAAUCAGAAAAUGUCACAAUAGAAAAUGGCACCAUAAUCUAUUUUGCAAUACGUGCCAUUGAUAAUGCCUCCCUGACCUCAGAAGUGUCUAAUAUAGCACAAGCAGCUUUGUUUAUCCCUCCAAAGGAAUCCUCGCCUGAUAGUACUCCUAAUGAUGAUGUUAUCAAUGAAGGUAUUAAUGUUUUAACAAUAGUGUUAAUAGUAGCUGGGUCUAUAAUAGCUGUAUCAAUAGCUGUAAGUAUGUUUGUUUGCAUUUUACACAAGAAAAAUAGAAGGGGAGGCCCUGAGCUCAGAAUGUAAUAAAACUAAUUGUAAGAUGAAAGUUCAGUAGGAAUCUAUCUUGAUUUGUUCUGUUUGUGAUUUUUAAAAUACAUAAGGGGAGACUUAAAUAAUUUUGUAAUACAUUUGAAAAUUAAAUGAAUUGACUUUAAAAUAGAUGUACAUUUAUGUGUAUUUCUGUUCUGCUUUAAAUUACUUUAUGCUAUGUUACAGUACAUGUACAUAGACUAAAUACUGAAUUUAAAAGCAUGUACUCAGCAGAGUAAGACACUAAUAUAAAUGACAAUCUAGAUGUAGAAUUUAAUUCUAAUCUUGCAAGAAUUUUGCAACAUUAUUGUGCUUUAUUUUUUAAAAAGUAGCAAAAACUAUGUCUUUCUAUUUUUGUUUUCCAGUUGCUUAGCUGUCAGAAAGGUGAGAUUUAAUAAGAAAUUAGAUAGAUCUGUAAUCUGUCAUUUUCAUACAUACCUUCACAUCCUUUCAGUUAUGUUCAGUGAGUAGGAAACAAAGUAUAUACUUCUGAUGGCCUUACAAAUGCUUAAGUAAUGCACAACUCUACUUAUGGGAGGAGAGUUAUGCGAGUGUUUAAUUAUUAUCACGAUCAGGGCCAUACAGUAUCCACAAAUGAGCAUAUGGAAAACACUUUCUUCCUGAUAUAAUCACCAAUCACACGUGCAACAUUUCAACUCUAAACUAUUAACGAAAGAACAAAAGCAAAAUAGUAGAAGAGAAGACAAUAUAUGCCAAAUUAGCAGGAAUGCCACCAAUCACAUCAUAUGUAGAAGCAAUUGCACGCAGCAUCAAGGAGGAAAAGCUAUUCAGCAGAUGGCUUUUCACUCAUCUUUCCUAUAUCCUGCAAGCCCAACUUGCAACAUCAUGCUGUGUGAUGUGACUCUCCAAAAAUGGGAAAGGAUCAUCCAUUCUAUGGGUAAUGAAAACAUCCAUAUUUAUAUUUGAUGGAGUGAAAUUAUUUUAUAAGGGACAUAAACCCUCAUGCUUCAGGUCAUCAGUUUAUCACUAAUAGGGGCUAGGGAGGAACUUUUCCAUGGGUUAAUUAUUCCAUAAUUGUCCAUGAGACACACCAUUUUCCUUUUUGUUCACCACUUUUACAAAAUUAUGAUAAAUCUUGUACAAACUAUGCUUUGUGAGGUAUCAUCUGAAAAUUCAUAAUUUGCUGAUCAUUAUUGUUCUGGUAAAAUAUGUGGCAACAUUUUAUGUAAAGUCAUAAGAUUCUGUGUAUGAUGUUACUAAGGGAUAUUCCAAGUCUGGGAAAGCAGCCCAUACCAGUUCCUCAGAGACAAAAGGCAAACUGAAGCCUCAGCCAGGUGUCAACACAAUCAAAUGGACUAUCAAUGGGGUAAGUGGCCAUUCUUUGGCAGGAAGAAGGGUGUGAGUAAGAACUUUACAUCUUGGAAAUGGAGCAGUUGGGGGUUCCUAUGUAAACAGACUGGCUUCACCUGAACCCCAGCCUAAGAUGAUUCUCAAAGAGGAGGAAAAGAUAAAAAUGUGAAACACAUCCCUAAAAUCACCUCUCUCCCCUCAUCGCUACUCAUGGCAUCAACAACAUUUGAAAGAUGAAAGAAGCAUCAUUGAACUGGGGGGAGGAGUCCUGGCUGAAGGAAUCCAACCAGACUGCUGUAAGCAUAUAGUGAGAGAAACCUUUUGCUUUAAAUUUACUUUGUUAACUUAGAUAUUAGUUUACGUUUUACCUUUUAUUUCUUUGAAACCAGUUCUGACUUUUCUGCCUCAUUACUUGUAAUCACUUAAAAUCUAUCUUUCUGUAGUUAAAUAAACUUGUUUGA